UAAUUGACUCAGAGAAUUAGAAAGACAUGGGUGCUACAUCAUUGCACUUGUUAAUGUACCCCUGGUUUGCUCUUGGUCACCUUACCUCGUAUCUCCACCUUUCAAACAAACUAGCCCAGAAAGGCCAUAGAAUCUCCUUCCUGAUUCCCACCAAAACACAAUCAAAAUUACAGACUCUCAACCUCUACCCGGAUCUCAUCACCUUUGUCCCCAUAAUUGUUCCCCAUGUAGAUGGUCUCCCUCUUGGUGCUGAGACCACUUCCGAUGUGCCUGUCCAUUUGCAACCACUCAUUAUGACUGCCAUGGAUCGAUCUGAGAGUCAUAUUGAGCUUCUUCUUCGUGAACUUAAACCGGACAUUGUCUUCUUUGAUUUUGCCCAUUGGAUACCAAAAUUGGUCCGCAGCCUAGGUAUCAGGUCAAUUCUCUACGCCAUUGUCUCUCCACUUACAGUAUAUUGUUCCAGUACUGCACAUGUUGACAAUAUGCAGCAGCCUGGGUCUAGUUUUCCAGUAUUGUCUUCAUCAUCCAUCAAACUCCAUGUCCAUGAAGAACGAGCCUUGGCUGCAUUAAAGACUCUGAACUUCGGUAGCGAUGUCCUUUUAGCUGAUCGCCUGUUCGCAAGCGUAAGUCAAUGUGACGCACUAGGAUUCAGGACAUGUAGAGAAAUUGAGGGACCUUAUAUUGACAAUCUUGAAAGCCAUUUUGGGAAGCCUGUAUUUCUUGCAGGACCAGUCAUACCGAAGUCAGCUACUUCUACUAGUUUAGAAGAAAAAUGGAUUGAGUGGCUAGGAAGAUUUGAGGCCGGAUCAGUAAUAUACUGUGCAUUUGGAAGUGAGUGCUUCUUAAACAAAGAUCAAUUCCAGGAAUUGGUGUUGGGGUUGGAACUUUCGGGCUGGCCAUUUCUCGCAGCACUUAAACUGCCACGCGGGGCUGAGUCUAUUGAAGAAGCACUUCCAGAAGGGUUUGAAGAUAGGGUUCAAGGAAGAGGGAUAGUACAUGGUGGAUGGGUUCAACAACUACAGAUUUUAGAGCACCCAUCAAUAGGGUGUUUCAUCACACACUGUGGGUUAGGUUCUUUAUUCGAAGCUUUGAUGAACAAGUGUCAGCUGGUAUUGUUACCCCAUAUAUGUGAUCAGUUUUUCAAUGCAAGGAUGAUGAGCAACAUUUUGAAGGUUGGAGUGGAAGUUGAGAAAGGUGAAGAAGAUGGUUUGUUCACAAAAGAAAGCGUCUGUAAGGCAGUGAAGAUUGUGAUGGAGGUUGACAGUGAGGUAGGGAGGGAGGUCAGAGCCAAUCAUGCCAAACUCCAAGAGCUCUUGAGCAGUGAAGAUUUAGAGUCAUCUUAUAUUGAUGAUUUCUCUCAGAAUCUUAAAGAUUUGGUUGGAUAAGUUAUGAGUUUCUAGCCAAGUAUGGCUAUUCUUGUCGUAAAAGUUUGUUAACUCUAAAAUAACAUGGUUCUUUAUCAAGACGUUGGAUCAUGAAUAACGUGUUGCGUGGUAUUUGGAGGGUUCAUAUAUGUUUUCAAAACUCGA
Quercus robur (English oak) is the source of this 1529-nucleotide messenger RNA. RefSeq names its product cyanidin 3-O-galactoside 2''-O-xylosyltransferase FGGT1-like. Gene Ontology annotation, molecular function: UDP-glycosyltransferase activity. Bases 27 to 1385 code for a protein of 452 amino acids. NCBI's taxonomy places the organism in Eukaryota, Viridiplantae, Streptophyta, Magnoliopsida, Fagales, Fagaceae. The record is from RefSeq and is a predicted model, not a curated record. The transcript has a single exon.